GUCUGAAACGCACACUGUUCGUCGAAGCACUAACGUCACUUGAACUUGAUUGUUCUGGUUGUCUUUUCACGCACAAGCAGAGAAAUGUGAUUAUCUACAACUCGGUCAUAUUUGUUUCACCCCGCCGGACCGAGCUGACGGUUUGGCUCAAAAUGGCUGGAGAGGAACAUUUAUGAAGAUCGACGGUUUUGCCAGGUAUUUACAAAAAAUGAGCCUGCCUGUAGAUUGAAGGCGCAUCCUCCACAUAACUGGGGAUCCAGGGGUUGUGUGGAGAGGCGGGACAGGACCACAUCCCAGGCGCCAUCCAGAAGAGGGAAGAGCGAGGGAGCAGCUGAGGAGGAAGGAUCAUCCAAUCGUUGGUAGCCACUGAGUCCAGCCUUUCAGAUGAAGAGUCUUCAGUUCCGGAGCAUCGCCCCUAAGGCCCCAGCCAUGGUGCCUUCCCCCUCCCCUGCGGUCCUGUCCUGCCAGCCUCCCUCUGCCCUCCCUGAAGCUUCCACUGCCUCCAGCCCCAAGUCCAUUAUUGUGCCCACCCAAAACUAUGCAUUGAUGCAAAUAGCUGGUCAGGAUGGCACUUUCUCUCUGGUGGCACUGCCCCCUUCUGUCUCCUCUCAGACACCACAGCAACAGCAGCCACAAACCCAGUCCAUUCAAAAGAAUCUCAAGCUGCCCAUUCCCAGAUACCAGCCAGUGAGAAGCAAGGGGGUGACAGAUAAGGUAAAAUCUCCACCACUAGCUGCUAGGGUGAAAACAGCCUCCAAGAAUGAAAUGACAGUACAGACAAAAUCAGUGGUGAGCGGGGCAUCAACAGCGUUGAUGAAAAAACAACAUGAGUCCAAGCACACAAAGAAAACCCUAGUGCCGAAAGAGGAGUCUUCAGAGCAAUUAAUUCUGAUUGACCCAGCCUCCUCUGACAUCUCUGUUACUGCUUUACUCCCAGACAAUGCUGUCCAGUACCCAGAUUCUCAGUUAGAGCUAGCACCAGACGGCUCUGAACGAUCUGCUAGCCUUAUUCAGAACCUCCAGUACCCUGCGGCUGUAAAAAGCUCCUCAGGCAAACCUCCAGAGGAAAGUCAGACUACAGUAAGGCUGUGCCAGUCUAAGACCGCUGCAGCCCAGCCCCAGGGCAGUAUUACUGUCCUGUCGCCAGCCAUCUUCAGCAAAGCAGUCCAGAUUAUCCCAUCCCCACCUAAGGGUAAACUGCCCAUCCUGCCAUACUCUAAAAUGAAGAGCAGCCUCAUCCCAGCCACCAAGCUCAGCCAUUUGUCCCCAGUGAAGAAGGGUUUCUCUCGCCAAACAGGAUUCACCAGCCCAUUAGAUCCUACAUCCAAGACCCUAGAGACAGCUGAAGCCUUGGGUCACAACCAGGUGCCAAACUCCACUCUACAGUCCCAGGCCAAGACCACACUUAUGCCUGAGUUUGGAACUCUCCAGAAACCACCUGGCAAGAAGAGAGGGAGGAAGAGAAAGACAAUGGAAGACAUCUUGGCAUUUGAGGCCAAAAAGAAGAGGUCCUUGUCUUUCUUCCGUAGAAGGGUCCCAGAAAAACCGCCAGCUGUAGUUCCAGGCUCUAAACAAAAGGAAGUUGAUAUUUCAAAGAAAUACCGCAGCAUCCGACCCAAACCCAUGUUGGUCAUGGAGACAGUUCCUCAACUGGUUAGUUUGCCUGCCAUUACCCCAGACUGUCAUGAACAGGAGCUUGUACUUAGUCAUCAGCUUCCUGCCACUACCACAUCCAAGGCUGUGGACUGUCCCCCUCAAUCAGCCCCAGUAACCCUCCACCUGAGAGGUGCCUCCCAUCCAAGAGUGUUCAUAGGCAGCCGUCCACUCCACCGUUGCCCAACUUGCAGCCGCUGUUUCCAGUUCAAGCAUCACCUCCAGAGCCAUAUGAACAGUCACACCAAUAGUCGGCCCUACGUGUGCCCAGUUUGCCGCAAAGCGUACGCUCACUCUGGCAGCCUGAGCACCCACAUGAAGCUUCACCACUCUGAGGUACGUCCGCGUCGGUCCCUCGGCUGUGAGUUCUGCGAGAAGGCCUUUGGAUAUGUGGGGGUUUACUUCAGUCAUCUGAGAGAGGUCCACAAAGUGGUGCUGACCGUGGAGCCGUCCAUCACCCAUCAUGAGGACGAUGUGUCUGUGGAGGGGGCCAACUCCCCAGAGCCAUCAGAUGAGCAGGAUCGCGAGGACCCAGUGGAGCUGCAGAUUAAAUGCGGUCGCUGCCAGGCCAUCACUCCAACCUUUGCUGACAUGAAGAUGCAUUUGCUGUAUGUGCAUGGGGAGGAGGUCCAGGUCCGACCUCACGAUGGACAACACCAGCGAGGCGGCCGUGAGGCUGAGAUGGAGCUUGUAAAACACGCUGCCCACUACUGGCGGCAGCUCAAUGAGAAGCGUAACCUGGUGAAGUGCGGCAGUUGUGAUGAAGAGUUUUUCUCCUUCUCCAAGCUUAAGAGGCACAUCAUGUCCCACCACCGUGUUGGGGAGGGGGAGGACAGCGGGACCCUCUCGUCACCAGAUAGUGGCAAUGGUCUUGGGGUUCUUGCAGCAGGUGCAGCCUUUAACUGUGUGCUUUGCAGCGAGGUCUUGGACACUAAAGAGGGAGUUGUGGAGCACUGGAGGAGUCGCCACCACUGUGAGCAGCCCAGCCUGCUGUGGGAUGCCCUGAGCUCAUACUCUGGCCAGGAAGAGGCUGAGGUGGACGGGGAUCUGGACACUCCUGCUCCAAGCCCACACUAUCCAGCCUAGCCCUCAGAUGUGCAUGGAGCCCUUCAUUGUGGCUCCACAUCAUACACACUCAGUCGUAACAAUCAGCAGCGCAGGGAUGGAGGGUUUCUCUUAUGUCUUUUAACACUAGUUUCAUCUUUCACCAGUUGAGGCAUUUGACGUGGUCCAAACAAAAAACAAAAAGAACAGAAAAAGAAUAUCAAGCUAAUGGUGAAAAUGGAAAUUAAAAAUUGUGUUAGAACUCAUAUGGGAUAUUCUCUCCAGGUCAGAGAAUCCAAUCAUAUAGACAAAAUUAUUUUUUAUGUUGAUAUUUUGUUUGCACUGUUCUGUUUUUGGACUUCAUUUUGUUUAGAGGUAUGUAUUUAAUAUCCUGUUGGAUUUUUUUUUGUACUGCUUAUUUAAAUGUUAUUAAAAGAGUAAUUUAUAACCUAGCUGACACAAUAAAACUGUUAAAAGGUCAUUUCACCCAAACACCUCUUGUGACUAUCUAGCCAUGCAGAUUAUUUGGUUUUAUUAUCAGUUUUUGAGAUAUCUAUGCUGAGAUUUUUGCCUUCCCAACAAUAAAAACGUACAUCUUAAUAGUACCCAUGUUACACUGAGGAUCAUGUAAAGGACAAGUUGCAAGAAAGCCAUGGUGACCCCCCCCCGAUCUGAGGCCGCAGUCCAGGAAGACUCCCAUCAGCUCAUAGGGCAAUUUAGCUCCACAGCUAAUUAAGCUACUUGCUAAUGGCAGCUAAUCCCUACAGCCAAACAUAGAUACUACAGCAAAGAAUAAAGUGAGCAGCAGGUAUUGUUUAUACUACAAUAUGUAAUAUUGGAGCUACUUUCCAAUUCUGACUUCUGAUUUCAUACAAAUUACACCAUUUAAAUAUUUUGAGCAGUAUGUGUGUGUGUGUGUGUGUGUGUGUGUGUGUAUAUAUAUAUAUAUAUAUAUAUAUAUAUAUAUAUAUAUAUAUAUAUAUAUAUAUAUAUAUAUAUAUAUUAUAUAAUAUAUAUAUCCUGAAUGUGACAUGAAUAUGACAUCUGGUCUAAAACUACCAAAUCUGCAUAGCUAGAUACCACUAUGGGAACGUGAAUUUUUUUUAAAAUCUUUUUUUGGGGGGGUAUUGACCCUUCCAUAUACUGAGAAAUGUAAAUCUCCUAAAAGGGCACACUGUCUACUAUCACACUGGCUGUCAAUUAAUCCUUUGGCCUUGGAUUCUUACAGGUUAAAAAUAAUCAGUAUGUGUAUGAUUUGUGAUUUGAUAUUGCUCCUGUAACGGAAAAUUUAUAUUGUCUGAUGAGGACAGCAUUAGGGUCCUUUGCUAACCUGGACCCAUGAAGGAACACUUUAACCAGCACCCAAGUGACAUCCUUGUGGCCUUUGGAAAAAAAAAAUCAGUGUUCAUGCGUAAUGUGGCUUAUUGUCAGUGUGGAUCUCUGUAGGCCAAGUUCCAUCUCCUUGACUUGUUGAUAAAUGCCUAUAUAUGUAUUCUGUAAUAUGCCAAGGGUCUUUUCACACUAGUGAUUGUAAAAGUGAGUUUAGCAUUUAAGCGUUUUAACCACUGACAGAAUACCUUUUGUUGAAUUAGUAGAUACGCAAAGGAAACCAUUGAAUUGCCUACCUGUGGUUGCCAGCUCAUGUACGCACCUGUGGAAUUGUGUGCACCCAGACUCUAUUAUUAGAGUUAAUGUAAACUGUUGUCAAGUCCAGAAAACAUGCUAUUUUGUACUCUAGAUUAAUACAGAGGUCUUUUAGUAUAUUUAUGCUUGUUGUUGGUCCUUGAAGAACCAGCACUGGGACAUUUGUUAUGUAUGCUUCUUCUAAUUUGGGGGAUGCUUAAUGUCUUGUUUAUUGAUUGAAAGGCCAUUACUACAUGGCAAGUAGCUCUGCUAACAUUUGUCUGUUGUUAUCUUUCACAUGAAGAAAAAAAAAACAUCACAGGGUCAAGUGAAUGUACCUGAAUGUUUUAAAAACUCUACCAAAAGUAUAUGUAUGCUAUAUAGACUAAUUCUAUAGAUAGUAUAUAUAGAUAUAUUGAGAAAAAAUAUAUAUAUUUACAUAGAGUAACUAGUGAAUCAGCUGCUUUGUUCUGUCACAGUGGAGGAGGGAAACGAGAUGAAUAUAUAUCACUGCCAAAACUGGCAACUCAAAAAAACAAAAGCCAUGUCGAGCUGUACUUAUGUUUCUGACACAAAACAUAGGACUUUGAAUGAAGGGCAAAGCACUGAUGUUUGCAUAUUGCACUUGCAUAUAUAUCGAGAGGGUCAACGAGAGUUAACAGUAUUACUGUUCAUUGGAUGCCAUGUUGGGGUGUUCGUCAGUGAGCUGUCCUUUGUUUUCAAGCCCUCAACACAAACCAGGAAGUGACAGAAUUAUGGGUCAGACUCUUCUUUAACUCAGUUAGAUGACAAACAUACAUGACUGUCAGCACAAGUCAGAAAGUGAAAAAUCACACAUUUGGUCAUAUAAUGUGUUUGGCUCACUUAAUAUUUUGACUGUGUCCAAAAAAGCCUGAAAGUGUUUGUGCUUGUUACUGUUUGUGUACCUGAAGAACCUGAUGUUUAUGACAAUAAAGAUAUGCUUUGUUGAGGA
This is a messenger RNA of Acanthopagrus latus (yellowfin seabream), 5293 nucleotides long. It is a transcript of the gene znf438, whose product is annotated as zinc finger protein 438. The transcript has 4 exons. Gene Ontology annotation, molecular function: DNA-binding transcription factor activity, RNA polymerase II-specific; sequence-specific DNA binding. The record is from RefSeq and is a predicted model, not a curated record. Gene Ontology annotation, biological process: regulation of transcription by RNA polymerase II. NCBI's taxonomy places the organism in Eukaryota, Metazoa, Chordata, Actinopteri, Spariformes, Sparidae. Gene Ontology annotation, cellular component: nucleus. Bases 385 to 2739 code for a protein of 784 amino acids.